GUAGACUACGACCCACUCGUUUCUUUUUGCUCCGUGGCAUUUUGUGGCACAGUGUGCUUGCGGAGGUUUCGUUCUUGGUCGUCGGCUCUAAACACAGACCUGAACAAAGACGACAUAAGUUUCUCAUAGGUGAUCAUCAUAUGAUCAACACAAGACAGAUACAUAUAAUCAUUUUCCAAGCCAAGACACAGGAACAGCAUUUGGCACAUGACAGAACUGCAUUCCAAACCUCAAAGAUGAUGUGCACACUGUAAAAAGGGGGACAUAGGAUGCAGACUUGCCAGCUAUAGCUUUUAAUGCUAGAGUGAUGCCCAGGCGGGGGUUGCCACUCCAGGGCCGGAUCCGCUGGCUUUUCCUCGGCCUCUUCCUGCUGCUGGUGCUGAUGCUCUUUGCAUACCUCCUCGAGUGCACACCUCCUGCAGAUGUCAGCCUGGUCUUGCCUGGUUUAGCAGGGGAGACCUACAGCAGAGAGUAUUACCAGGCCCUACUGCAGGAACAGGAGGAGCAUCACCUAAACCGUGCUGCCAGUCUCAAGCGCCAGAUUGCCCAGCUCAAACAAGAACUGCAGGAAAUGAGUGAGAAACUAAAGCUUCUGCAGGAAAAGAAAGAGCUCCCUGGGGUCCAGGGUUUGGCUGAGACGAAAGACCAAGAGCCAGGAGAUCUGCUGGAGUACCUACACUCACAGAUAGACAAGGCUGAGGUCAACACAGCGGCACGCCUUCCUAGUGAGUAUGCUUUAGUGCCUUUUGAGAGUUUCACCUUGUCCAAGGUGUACCAGCUGGAAAUGGGGCUUACACGACACCCAGAGGAGAAACCCGUCCGUAAGGAUCGCAGGGAUGAGCUGGUGGAGGUCAUCGAGGCAGCACUGGACAUCAUCAACAACCCUGAUGAGGAGGAUGGUGUUGAGGAAGACAUGCCAAUGCAGAGACAAAUCUACACAGAGGGUCACUUUACUGAAGGACUGUAUAGGACAGAGCGAGACAAAGGGACGCUUUAUGAGCUCUUCUUUGCCAAAGAGGAUUCCACCAGCUUUCGCCACGUCACGCUAUUCAGGCCAUUUGGUCCCUUAAUGAAAGUCAGGAGUACAUCUUUAGAAACAUCAGAAUUAAUCAUUAACAUCAUUGUGCCUCUGGCAGGCAGAGUUGAAACUUUUUCACAGUUCUUGCAAAACUUCAGGGAGGUGUGCAUACAGCAGGACAGACAAGUACAUCUCACAGUGGUUUAUUUUGGACAGGAAGGUCUACAGGAGGUGAAGUCAUCCUUGGAAAAAAUUACUAGGGAAGAGAGCUUCUCUAAUUACACUGUGAUCCCAGUAGAGGAAGAGUUUUCACGAGGUCGGGGUCUGGAUAUUGGAGCUCAUGCCUGGAAGAAAGGCGACGUCUUGAUGUUUUUUUGUGACGUUGACAUCCAUUUCACCCUGGAGUUCCUCAAUACAUGUCGUCUCCAAACUGCUCCAAAUAAAAAAGUCUUCUAUCCAGUGGUGUUCAGUCUAUACAAUCCUGCCAUAGUCUAUGGAAGUUUGGAGCUGGCUCCACCCACUGAACUCCAACUGAUUCACAAAAAAGAUGCUGGAUUUUGGAGAGACUUUGGCUUUGGAAUGACGUGUCAGUAUCGCUCAGAUUUCCUUAACAUUGGUGGGUUUGAUCUUGAAGUCAAAGGCUGGGGUGUCGAAGAUGUCCACUUGUACAGGAAGUAUCUUCGGAGUGACCUCAUAGUCAUUAGGACACCAGUGUCCGGUCUUUUCCACCUGUGGCACGAGAAGCAGUGUGCAGAUGAGCUAACGCCAGAGCAGUACCGCAUGUGCAUACAGUCCAAGGCUAUGAACGAGGCCUCUCACUCUCACCUGGGCAUGUUGGUUUUCCGUGAAGAGAUUGAAUCUCACCUUCGCAAACAGGCCUAUAAGACUCAAAGCAAAACAGAAGACUGAGCUUGACUCUACGUAUUUCAACCUUAAUACUGUGAGGAGCUGACAUUAUAACUGCACUACAGACAUGUUUACAUAGAUCCUUCUGCAUUUCACCGCACAGCUGCAGACAAAUGAAUGUAGUAAAUAUAUGAUCAAUGUGAAGUUUCCACACAUGGUACAUCUGUUCUUGAAGCAGUCUCAAUCAUAUGGUAUACAUUUUACCUGACAGCAUGCUGUCAUUGUCUCGGGACACAUAACUUCUCAUUCUGUCAUAUUACCUGCUUUAAAUACAGCUCCUGAAUGGGAACGGUUCUUCAUCAUUUUCACAGCUUGUACUGCAUAACGUCCUUUUACUGCUGAGUGCAAACUCUGUCAGUUUUAGCAGACAGGAUGAUAUCAAGCAAUAUAAAAUACAUCCAACCUGUCAACCUUUAGCAUUUUAAAGAGGAAAAGUGCUUCAAAUAAGUCCAGGUAUUUUCCUCUAAAGUUAAUGUCAACAUUAAAAAUGAGUUGUGGUUUCUUAAAUUGAAAAAAAACAAAAACAAGUUGACUGCACAAGAAGCAGCUAGUUUCUAUGGAUUCCGAGCUUUCUGCAAGUUAAAAAUAAUGUUUUGGUUGUGGUUUGAUAAGGGAGUGCUACUGCUUUGUACAAAUUGUUCCAGAGUAAUGAUGUUAAAAAAGGGACCUUUUACUUGUUUUAUGUGACAAUUACUUUCUCUCGCAGCUUCCAAGUUAACAGAAAAGCAGGUUGACAAACUAGUUCUAGCAUUUGCAGAGAUAUGCUUGUAGCAUGCAGUGCUAUAUCAGGUCUAUGUGGACCAUUAUUAUUGUUUAACAAACUUUGUCAGAGAUGUAAUGUUACAGCCACACAUGUAAAUACUUUUCAGAAGUGUCUUUGUUUUAUACACAAGAAUGAAACGUUUGAUGUAUGUGCCUACAUGCUUACAGUGAUACAGAAUCUUCAAACUUUGCUAAGUGGUGUUGAUCUAAUAAUUUGUAUUCCAGCUCAUAAGAGAGGAUAUGUCUGAACAGUUCAGUCAUUGAGGUUUUUUUCACAAUUUAAGUGUUAUUCUCAUCCAAUAGUGUAAUAAAUUUGAUAACGUUUCAAUAAACAUAUAGCAGCGUUUAGUCAUCUCACUCUCAAGGAGAAAGGGUGUCUUUCACAUGCACAAUUUAAACAGAAGUUCUGCCAGUAAAAUUAUUUAUUUAGAAUUUUUGCCUAUGAAAUCUAAACUUACAGAGGUCUGAAAGAAUGUCAUGUUGCUGUUAGCAUUUGGUUUCAUAAUGCCUAUUUUACAUAACCCUGACCAGUUUCAUAAUUUAUACAAUAAAAAAACAAAAUAUUA
Messenger RNA from Labrus bergylta (ballan wrasse), 3252 nucleotides. RefSeq names its product chondroitin sulfate N-acetylgalactosaminyltransferase 2 (gene csgalnact2). Gene Ontology annotation, cellular component: Golgi cisterna membrane. Gene Ontology annotation, molecular function: glucuronosyl-N-acetylgalactosaminyl-proteoglycan 4-beta-N-acetylgalactosaminyltransferase activity. The record is from RefSeq and is a predicted model, not a curated record. NCBI's taxonomy places the organism in Eukaryota, Metazoa, Chordata, Actinopteri, Labriformes, Labridae.